CUCACUAUGGCUUCCCUGUGCCCGGGCCAGCUGUCUGGUGGUUCGGCGUGAUUUAUUAGUUCUUUGCGGCGGGGUACCACUCUUACGAUUCCGACAUGCAAAAAAUCAAAUCUCUUAUGACCCGACAGGGUCUGAAAAGCCCUCCGGAAAGUCUUAGUGAUCUUGGUGCCAUUGAGAGUCUCCGGGUCCCUGGAAAGGAGGAAUUCCGAGAACUUCGAGACCAGCCUAGUGACCCUCAAGCUGAACAAGAGCUAAUUAAUAGUAUUGAACAAGUAUAUUUUUCAACGGACUCAUUUGAUAUUGUUAAAUAUGAGCUGGAGAAACUCCCUCCUGUUCUCAAUUUGCAAGAAUUAGAGGAGUACAGAGACAAAUUGAAACAACAGCAAGCUGCAGUCUCUAAAAAAGUAGCAGAUUUAAUCCUUGAAAAACAGCCUGCUUAUGUAAAGGAACUUGAAAGAGUUACCUCAUUACAGACGGGUCUUCAGUUAGCUGCUGUUAUCUGCACAAAUGGGAGGAGACACUUGAAUAUUGCCAAGGAAGGUUUUACUCAAGCUAGUUUAGGCCUUCUUGCAAAUCAAAGGAAACGUCAGUUGCUGAUUGGACUUCUGAAAUCUCUGAGAACUAUAAAAACAUUGCAAAGAACAGAUGUGCGCUUAAGUGAAAUGCUGGAGGAGGAAGACUAUCCAGGAGCUAUUCAGUUGUGCCUGGAAUGUCAGAAAGCUGCCAGCACUUUUAAACAUUACAGUUGCAUAAGUGAAUUGAAUUCAAAGCUUCAAGAUACUUUAGAACAAAUUGAGGAACAGUUGGAUGUAGCUCUUUCCAAAAUCUGCAAGAAUUUUGACAUAAACCAUUACACCAAGGUUCAGCAGGCUUAUCGACUUCUUGGAAAAACACAGACAGCAAUGGAUCAACUUCACAUGCACUUCACUCAAGCCAUUCAUAAUACUGUGUUUCAAGUUGUUCUUGGUUAUGUGGAACUAUGUUCAGGAAACACAGAUACAAAAUUCCAAAAGCUGCAAUAUAAGGAUCUCUGUACACAUGUUACACCAGACAGCUAUAUUCCAUGCCUUGCUGACCUGUGCAAAGCACUGUGGGAAGUUAUGCUCAGCUAUUACAGGACUAUGGAAUGGCAUGAAAAGCAUGACAAUGAGGAUACUACUUCUGCUUCUGAAGGGAGUAAUAUGGGUACUGAAGAAACUAAUUUUGAUCGUGGCUACAUAAAAAAGAAAUUAGAACACGGACUUACACGAAUAUGGCAGGAUGUUCAGCUAAAAGUAAAAACCUACUUGCUUGGAACAGAUUUGUCUAUAUUUAAAUAUGAUGAUUUCAUCUUUGUUUUGGAUAUAAUCAGCAGGUUGAUGCAAGUUGGAGAAGAAUUUUGUGGUAGCAAAUCUGAAGUUUUGCAAGAGUCCAUUAGAAAACAGAGUGUCAACUAUUUUAAGAACUACCAUAGAACACGGCUUGAUGAACUGAGAAUGUUUCUAGAGAAUGAGACAUGGGAGCUUUGUCCUGUGAAGUCAAAUUUCAGCAUCUUGCAACUUCAUGAAUUUAAAUUCAUGGAACAGUCUCGUUCCCCAUCAGUUUCACCUAGUAAGCAGCCAGCCUCAACAUCCUCAAAAACAGUGACCUUGUUUGAGCAGUACUGUAGUGAUGGGAAUCCUUUUGAAAUCCAGGCCAACCACAAAGAUGAAGAAACAGAAGAUGUCCUGGCUUCUAAUGGGUAUGAAUCUGAUGAACAAGAAAAAAGUGCCUAUCAGGAGUAUGACAGUGACAGUGAUGUUCCUGAGGAACUGAAACGAGAUUAUGUGGAUGAGCAAACAGGUGAUGCACCUGUGAAAAGCGUUUCUAGAGAAACUCUAAAAAGCAGGAAGAAGUCAGAUUAUAGUCUAAAUAAAGUGAAUGCACCCAUCUUAACAAAUACAACAUUGAAUGUAAUAAGACUUGUUGGUAAAUAUAUGCAGAUGAUGAACAUUCUUAAGCCAAUUGCCUUUGAUGUUAUCCAUUUCAUGUCUCAGCUAUUUGAUUAUUACUUGUAUGCAAUAUAUACCUUUUUUGGUCGGAAUGAUUCACUGGAGUCAACGGGAUUGGGCCUUAGUAGUAGUAGACUAAGAACCACUCUCAACAGAAUACAAGAAAGCCUUAUUGCUAUGGAAGUUUCAGCUGAUCCUACUGCCACCCUCACAGCAGCAGAAGAGAGAAAGGAGAAGGUACCAAGUCCACACCUCAGUCACCUAGUGGUUUUGACAUCUGGGGAUACAUUAUAUGGGCUGGCGGAAAGAGUGGUAGCCACAGAAUCCUUGGUAUUCUUGGCUGAACAGUUUGAGUUCCUUCAGCCCCAUCUGGAUGCCGUGAUGCCCGCAGUCAAAAAGCCCUUUCUUCAGCAGUUUUAUUCUCAGACAGUCUCAACUGCCAGUGAACUACGCAAACCAAUUUAUUGGAUUGUAGCCGGUAAAGCUAUUGAUUAUGAACAGAUGUUGCUCCUAAUGGCCAAUGUGAAGUGGGAUGUAAAAGAAAUUAUGUCACAGCACAACAUCUAUGUAGACGCACUGCUAAAGGAAUUUGAGCAGUUUAACAGGAGGUUAAAUGAGGUUUCUAAGAGAGUUCGGAUACCCCUGCCCGUGUCUAAUAUACUUUGGGAACACUGUAUACGGCUGGCCAACAGAACUAUUGUAGAGGGAUAUGCCAACGUCAAGAAGUGUAGUAAUGAGGGUCGUGCCUUGAUGCAAUUGGAUUUUCAACAGUUUUUAAUGAAACUUGAAAAACUAACAGAUAUUAGACCCAUUCCUGAUAAAGAAUUUGUGGAAACCUAUAUUAAAGCCUACUAUCUAACCGAGAAUGACAUGGAACGCUGGAUCAAAGAGCACAGGGAGUAUUCAACGAAGCAGCUGACCAAUCUGGUAAAUGUUUGCCUGGGAUCCCAUAUCAAUAAGAAAGCAAGACAAAAACUUCUAGCUGCUAUAGAUGAUAUAGAUAGACCCAAAAGAUAAUGAACACAUUCCUUUUUCUCAAUGGCAUUGAUCUUCUCUCAACAUAUAUGACAUGAAAGCCAAUUUUUCAUGCACUCCUGACUAUUGUCUAAGAAAUCUUUGUGCAUGUUCUUUCCAACUGGCAAGUGGAAAACACUGAAGUUCAUGUGGUGUUCUCAAAUGACUUUUAUAUGCUGUGAUCCUUCUCUUCAACUUUUAGUCUCAUUUGUUGUAUUCUUUUUCUGAAAUGAUAUCAUUGCCUCGUCAUAAGUAUUGUUAUGUGACUACAGUUAUACAUUUUACUGAAGAAUGCACUGUAAGUAUAUAAUUAGAAGGAACAGUGAUAAUGCAUCCAUGGGCAGUUUUUGGAGAAUGAAUUUAUGUUGGUAUUUUUUUACCCUCUCUACUUGGUUCUUAAUACAUAAGUGAGAGGGUUUUGUACAGUAUCUCCUAAUUAUGAGCACUGCAUGAAAAUUGAAAAGUACACGUAAACAAAAUAGCUGAAAAAUCAGUAUGUUCUCUGUGUUUUUAAAUGUCAGAGUUUAUGUCGGGGUUAAUUUGGUUAUAACAGUGAUCGUAAAUGAUGAAAUUGAAUAAAUAUUGUACUCUAACACGAUCCGCCUAUGUGAGACAGAAUUUAUGAAACUGUAAUAGAACUUUUCAGUGUGUUCUAACAAUUUUAAUGAUCUUACAUCCUGGUACCAGUGGUAAAAAGCAAUUUCAUUGGAUGUACCUUUUCAGAGCCUGAGUAGCACCCAGAAUAGUGAUUAUGGGAUUUUUUUUUCCUUUUCUUUUCUUUUUUAAUAUGGGACAUUUUUUCACAUAAGCGUUGUUCUCUUUGAAUUCUGCUUCUGUCUUAAGACAGGAAAACCUGGCUUAGCUGAGUUAGGGAAAGAACUGUUAGUAGUCAAGCAUAAGUUUAUGGUCAUAUGUUCACCUUUCUUAGAGAUCUGCUUUGUAUCACAGAUGUAAAAUAAUGUGAGCUAGCUAGGGAUAAACUUUGGAACUCAGUCUUUAGUAAAUGUGUACUUUGCUUUGAAACCAGAGAUCUUCUAUCAACAUAUACGACAUAAAAAUCAGUUUCCCAUGCACUCCUGCCAACUGUCUUUUACGGAAUUUUUUGCAUGUUCUUUGUAACUGGAGAGUAGAAGACUCUUAAGUUUGUGUGGUUUUGGUCCAGGUGUACUGGGCAUGACCUGUAACAUCAGUAGCUCCCAGAAUCCUGAAGCAUAAUCUCAUGAGAAGUGGGCCUUGUGUUCUGUGAGUCUUCUGGGAACUGAGAUGCGGAAGUGGAGGGCGAAGGAUGGUACGUGAUCAAGCAUAGUGGCGAAUAAGGAGGGAGGGGAUUGCCACUCAGUGCCUGCCUUUCCCUGCAGAUAUUCAUAACUGGCGCAGUAGACUAGAAAGUGCUUUUAGAAUCUCUGUGCGGGUGUUAGUAUGUGUGUCUGUACGAUGAGUUUUUUGUUUUCAGCCUCUGCAGUUCAUUUACUGUCAAUAUUGCCAGUAAAACUUUCCUCUUGUUAAAAGGUAUGGGCUUGAUGCUGUAAUGGUCUACCUGUGGCAUUAGAAUGUGUACUUGUAAGGCAGAUUCUGCCAGUAGCCGUUAUCCAUAUACAGCCACCGGAAGAAAACGAAUAUGAAAUAAGCUUGGUCCUUGUGUUUAAAUGACACAUUCAGCUGGGACAUAAAGAGCUAAUCAGCCUCAUUUAUUUCUCAGUUGAUUAAGAGCUGCUUGUUUCUUCUUUUUUACAUGGACUUUAUGGUUGGCUUUCUUUAAUUUCUAGUUUAUUUUGCCCUAGGUAGUAUGGACAGCAAUUACAUACCCGGUAGAGUGUUUUCCAGGAUGGUAGAAAUUGAUACAAAAGAAUUGUUAGGGAAUCAACCAUGCAGUCAGACAGACCUUUUAACUUACCCAUACUCUGCUUUAAUAAAUAUUUUUGAAAAAGCUUUUUUUUUUCUUCAUUUCAGGGUAGCUUUUAAUAAGUGCUCAUUAACAUCAAAACAGUAACAGGAUACUUGAGUUGUGAAAUUACCUAAUAACAAGUCAGUUACCAGACAGUUCUCAAAUACAUUACGCAGUGAUAAUGAAUUAUAACCAUGUAACAUUUUUGUGAAACUAAUUUUAAGAUAAAUAGAAUUGAAAAGCGUGACAAUAUAAAUCGAAUUAUCUGUCUUCCAAAAUUUUUACUGUUACAAAAAUUUCUUUUUGUGUCUAAGUUUUCCUGAACUUUGACAUUUUAUAUGAAAGUGUCCUAUGAAAUUCAAGAUUUUAAGUUGAUGUGGGAGCAUGGUAAAAUAGCAUUCCCUGAUAAAGAAUGAUUAUUUCUAUAAAUAUAUUGUCUUACAUUUUAAAAUGCUAGGGAAAUACAUAGCAGUUCAAAUGAACUAGUUUGCUUCAGUUUAUAAAGACUACAGAGAUCUUAUAAGUUCACUUUGACUAGUAAGCUCAUUUGCUCAACUUACAAAAUGAAAUAGAAUUUUGCUUGAAGCCAGGACCAUAUGGUAUUUUAUCAUAUCUUUAAGCAGAAUUUCCUUUGAAAAGUUCUAUUUGGCCGAGUGCUAAAGUGAAACUUUAAGUUAGAUUGAAUAGCUUUUUCUUUACCUGCUCACUGAAAUGUAGUCAUAAAAAAGACUUGUAAUUCAAUUCACUUUGAAAGCAUAGUUAUCUUUUGUAAUGAAAAAUUGGACCUGAAGAUGAAAUACCAGUUGUGCUCAGAGCAAAAUGAAGAAGUCCUGGGGAAAAAUAUUUAUAUUUCUAUAUUUAUUCUUUGGAGUAAUUUUAAUACAGACUUGGUAGUUAAGACAAAUGAUAUUUAGGGUGCCUGGGUGGCUCAGUUGGUUAAGCGACUGCCUUCGGCUCAGGUCAUGAUCCCGGAGUCCUGGGAUCGAGUCCCACAUCGGGCUCCCUGCUCGGCAGGGAGUCUGCUCCUC
This is a messenger RNA of Zalophus californianus (California sea lion), 5897 nucleotides long. RefSeq names its product VPS50 subunit of EARP/GARPII complex (gene VPS50). The coding region runs from base 96 to 2987 and encodes 963 amino acids. The record is from RefSeq and is a predicted model, not a curated record. Gene Ontology annotation, cellular component: EARP complex. Gene Ontology annotation, biological process: retrograde transport, endosome to Golgi; endocytic recycling. Gene Ontology annotation, molecular function: SNARE binding. The transcript is spliced from 28 exons. NCBI's taxonomy places the organism in Eukaryota, Metazoa, Chordata, Mammalia, Carnivora, Otariidae.